AAAGCGAUAUAUGCUGUAUGCAUAAAACUUUCUAUUUUUUUCCCUAGAUGGCUGUAAGUAUGCAGUGUCAAGUCCUCCACACUUACUGUAUCAAGAAAGAUCGAAACAAGAAACCAUAUAAACAAAAUCAAAAUCAAAUUACUAUAUUAUCAUUACCUAAAUCAUCACCGACACAACUUGUUAUAAAUCAGUCUCCUUACCCACAGACUAAGCUUCAAGCACUUGACAAAGUUGUAAAGGAACUUGAAACUUCUGUUAAAAAUGGCAUAAACAUUGAUGAUCCUCAUAUAUUUUCUUCACUUCUUGAAACCUGCUUUCAUUUAGAUGCCGUAAAACAGGGUAUCCGUAUCCAUCACCUAAUACCCGAAAAGCUUUUACGUAGAAAUGUAGGUGUUUCAUCUAAACUGCUUAGAUUAUAUGCCACUAAUGGCUAUAUUGAGGAAGCCCACCAAGUGUUUGAUUAUAUGUCUGAGAGGAAGUCAUAUGCUUUUGCUUGGAAUUCACUUAUAUCGGGCUAUUCUGAAAUGGGUAUGUUUGAGGACGCAUUGGCGUUGUAUUUUCAAAUGGUGGAAGAGGGUGUAGAGCCAGACAAUUUCACGUUUCCUCGAGUCCUUAAAGCUUGUGGUGGCAUGGGGUUAAUUCAUGUUGGUCAGGAAGUUCAUCGUGAGAUAGUUCGUCGAGGGUAUGCUAACGAUUUAUUUGUGCUUAAUGGGUUGGUUGACAUGUAUUCCAAGUGUGGUGACAUUAUGAGGGCAAGUAAAGUUUUUAAUAAAAUAGCAGAAAAAGAUUUAGUAUCUUGGAACUCGAUGCUUACAGGUUAUGUUAAACAUGGCCUCUUAUUCGAUGCUUUGGUUGUUUUUCGACGUAUGAUGUUAGAUGGGUAUGAGCCAGACUCGAUUUCAAUUUCCACAAUUCUCAUGGCUGGGUUGUCGCUAAAACUUGUAGCUCAAAUUCAUGGAUGGGUUAUCCGUAAAGGAAAUGAGUGGAAUCUACCGAUAGUGAAUUCUCUCAUUUUUGUGUACUCAAAUCAUGGCAGGCUUGAUAAAGCAAGACAGGUCUUUGAUCAAAUGCCAGAAAGAGAUUUAGUUUCAUGGAAUACCAUAAUUUCAGUCCACAAUAAACACCCAAAUGCUCUUGAAUAUUUCAAGUGUAUGUUGAGUGCCAAUAUCUCCCCUGACGCUAUUACAUUCGUUUCUGUAUUAACAGCUUGUGCUCAUUUGAGAUUGGUGAAGGAUGGAGAAAGAUUGUUUUCUACAAUGACGGCGGAAUAUGAAAUAGUUCCAAGUAUGGAACAUUACGCGUGUCUGGUAAAUGUUUAUGGCAGGGCUGGACUGAUUACUGAAGCUUACAAAGUGAUCGUAGAGAGAAUGCAAUUUGCAGCUGGUCCAACAGUCUGGGGUGCAUUGCUACAUGCUUGUUAUGUUCAUGGGAAUGUAGAACAUGGAGAAAUUGCUGCCGAAAAGCUAUUCGAGUUGGAGCCUGAUAAUGACCACAAUUUCAAGCUUUUGAUGCAGAUUUACGGCAAAGCAGGUCGUAUGCAAGAUACAGAAAGAGUUAAAAUGAUGAUGGUGAGCAGAGGAUUCGACUUGUAGAGGUUAUAAAUUGUUCAUAAACAUGGCUCUUGUAAUAACUCAUAACAAGUUUAAGAUUAGUCAUUUUCUUCGAAUCAAACUAUGCAAUGGUUUUGAUUAUUCAUUAUACAAUAACAAUGGUUAUUGUAAUAGUUAAAAGUAGAUUAUUAUUUUUCCCGACAAAA
Erigeron canadensis is the source of this 1756-nucleotide messenger RNA. Its product is annotated as pentatricopeptide repeat-containing protein At4g25270, chloroplastic. The coding region runs from base 48 to 1592 and encodes 514 amino acids. The transcript has a single exon. Gene Ontology annotation, molecular function: RNA binding; protein binding. The record is from RefSeq and is a predicted model, not a curated record. Gene Ontology annotation, biological process: RNA modification. Lineage: Eukaryota; Viridiplantae; Streptophyta; Magnoliopsida; Asterales; Asteraceae.